Molecule: messenger RNA, 1758 nt
Organism: Nylanderia fulva
Lineage: Eukaryota; Metazoa; Arthropoda; Insecta; Hymenoptera; Formicidae
Source: RefSeq, a predicted model, not a curated record
AUGGCUACCAUCGAGGAUCUGCUAGUCGAACAAAUCCAAACGAUAUAUUCCAUCUCGAGAGUUCUGCCGAAUUUUAAAAAACUUGGACAAGCCAAGAUGACCCGCGCUGUAUCUCAGGAACGACUUGCCGGUCUCAAGGAGUACUUCGCAAAGUGCCAGAGCCUCCACGCGAAGAUUACGCGCCUAGCCAGUGCCAAGAUGAAGUCGGAGCACGAAUAUUUCCAAACCGAGCAAUUUUUGGCGUGUGAGGUCGUCUACAACCAAACCGCGGACUACAUCGUGGAAGUAUUAGCCGGAUUCGAGAUACCAUUUCACCAAGCCACAGCAGCAGACGUAAGCGGUUUUUCUGAUUCUUCUCGUCCGUCAACUCGUUUACCGAAGCUGAAUCUACCUACGUUCGACGGGAGUAUCGACAAGUGGGAGAACUUCCGCGACCGAUUUACAUCGCUUAUUCGUUACGAUCAAACGCUAUCAAAUGUAGAUCGCAUGCAUUACCUUAUCUCUUGUGUUAAGGGGGAAGCAAGUAACGCGCUAAGCAAUCUCGCGGUAACGGAUGCUAAUUUUCCCGUAGCUUGGGAUAUUUUGAUCGCGCGGUAUGAUAACAAACGCCGAUUAAUUAAUUGCCAUUUACAAUCCUUAUUAAAUUUACCGUCAGCCUCCGCGAACACUUCCAAGGACCUUUGCGCACUCCGCGACCAAACCAACGCGGCAGUACACGCUCUCAAAAAUCUCGAGCGACCAGUCGAACAUUGGGGUGACAUUUUAGUGUUUUUGGUUACGCAAAAACUCGAUAAACAUUCGCGAGAAGCCUGGGAAUUAAAGCACGGCAUUACAGUUCCGUAUCCCACGUUUGACGAGCUCAAUAAAUUCUUGAACAAUCGAAUUCGAGCAUUAGAGACAAUGCUCCCGGUAAAGCCAAAAGAAAAGUUAACAGACGCGACUAAAUCAACGAAAAAUAACACUCUCGCAUCACAUGCGGCUUCGACCUUUACAUUCGCUUGUCCUGUGUGUAAGGGCAAUCACCUGUUGUACCAAUGUUCGACCUUCUUAAACCAAACACCGUCUCAGCGUUUCGACUUUAUUCGGAAAAAUAACCGUUGCCUUAAUUGCUUCAGUUCAAAGCAUAACAUGAAAGAAUGUACAAGCUCGCGCGUAUGCAAACAGUGCCAUAAAAGGCAUCAUACGUUAUUACACUUUAAUGCCGCUACCAAACCGUCAAGUUCGGACCAAACCGUUGCGCCAGAGACAGCCCGCGAUAAUAGCGAAAGCGAAGUCGCAAUUCAUUUAGUUUCCGAAACCCUACCGUCGUCCUCGACAAUUCUCCUCGCCGUCGCCCGAGUACGGAUACAUUCGCAACAUGACCGCGUUGUUACAGUGCGCGCUCUUAUUGACCCGGGAUCCGUCGCGACUCUCAUUACCGAGUCUGUCGUCCAAUGCCUCAAACUUCCGAAAGUUAAAACCUUUGUACGUGUCACCGGCGUUGGCGAAGCCGAUUCGAUUGUGCGUCACGCGACAAAGGUUACGAUUACUCCUACGUCUGGCGACGGACCUGCCUACGCGACGAACGCGCUCAUUCUCAAAAAAUUAACCAAAUACUUACCGUGCCAAUACCCGUCGACGAGGCACUGGAGGCAUGUUUCCGGGCUCAACUUCGCCGAUAGCGAUCCCAUGAGUCGCGAACCGAUUAACUUAAUCAUUGGAGCGGAUCUCUACAAAAGAUUACUUCGAGAGGGCAUUCGUCAGGGUCCCGCAAAUUAA